CAUCCAGGUGUGGAUCAGUUGUCAGUGAAGUAAUGUUUUGAAAAAUAUUUCCUUCAGAUACAACUCACAUUAUUUUCACAUCUUUUACACAUUAGUAAUAUGUACAUGACAUGUGUUCCUGUGUAAAUGUUUGUACUAUCCUCGGCUCCUCUUGCUGAGAGCGCAGUGUGCACAGUGUGGUGGUCGCAUUUUCAGUCUUUUUCUUAGUUUCACAUUUGCUACCUUAAUGGUGACAAAGACAAAGAAUACUGUAAUUUUGAGAGAUCUUGAGUAGUGUGCCCAAAUUACUAACAAAGACUUGUACAGUAGAAGUGUCAUACGAAUUCACAAAAAGAAGAAAAACACUUGCAUCAAAUGGGGAACUUUGAAAUGUGAUACAUGCUGGAGUUAUCCAAAGGCAAAACAGGAGCUGAACUAGCAAAAUAUCAGUGAUCAGGAUACGUGGACACUGUAGAGAAAUACUUCAAGCAUUAAGAAAUCAUGAGGUAAAUGAUGUAGAAAUCCAGUUCUGCAGAAAACAGCUGUCUAUAUUUAAUCAAGGCGAAUAAACAAGGACUUUAAACAACUCAUUCAUAAUUUAGAUUUGCAUACAUUAAACUGCUCAUUUUAAUCUUUUUAUUAAUAUGCAUGGUUGAUAUUGUAUAAAUAUGCAGCCUUAUGCAAAUACAAGGCACAUUUUCUGUUUGUAUUUAAUUCUAUUUCCCAGCUGUGGCUCAUCACAUUCAUUCAAGUCGAUGGAUUAAGUCAAAUAUUACAGCACAGCAUGGAGGAGUAUAAAUAUUUCUCAAUUAAAACUCAAAAGACCAUGCAACUGUAUCAACAUUAAAAAUGCAUAAUAAACGGGAAAGAGGCGGUUUUAUUUGUUAGACAAGACAGCAGGCAGUCUGACUACAUCAAUGAACUACAUUCUGAGUUUGGAGUUUGUUAUUUUCAUGAAACGAGCAGGCAAGCUAUGCAAUUCUUUUUAUUCAGGCAGUGAAACAGCUCAGACAAACUAAAAUAAUAUGUAUUUUCACCUCUUCAGAAAGUCUUCAGAAGGCUGGCUGAAUUUUGCUUUAGGCUAAAUGCCACUAAAAAUACUCUAUUACCAGAUGAACCCUCAAUGCGUAAUUGUAGGCUUCCCUGACUUGUGAUUUGUGAGGAGCAUUAAUUUGAAGAGUGGAAGUUCCUAAACCUGUUACAACACGUUUUACGCUUUAGACGACUAAAUUAAAGUAAAGGAAAAGUAAGCAGCAUAAAGUACAAGUCGUUUCAUACUACCCAACAGUUAAACUAGUCUUUCUUGUUGAAGUGUUAAGUUCGUGAAUAAUGCCAGCGCGCGUUCAGAGUAGAAGUGAUGUCUCUUUAAGAGAGGAACCCUUAGCUGAAACAAUUGUACAACCCCCAACAAGUCAUUGAAUCUGUCAAUCACUCGGUCGGGGCUCUUUGAUGUUGGUAGUCCUAGCCUUGUCUUCAGCUCAAAUGCACUAUUUGUUGCUGCCGGGGCUGCAUUACUUUCAACUUGCGAGGCUCCUACACAGCAUAACAACUUUUGUUUUGUGUCGCGUAUUCACGUGUCUCCUGAGAAGAGGAUACUAGCUAAGGAAAAAAGUUUUCACCCUCUCAUUGGUGAACGGAAACUGCUGCGUUUUAAUUUCUUUUUCUAAGCAAAAUGCCGCAGCUCAACAGUGGUGGGGGAGAUGAUCUCGGAGCGAACGACGAAAUGAUUUCCUUCAAGGAUGAAGGCGAACAAGACGAAAAGAUCCAGGAGAACGCUUUCACGGAGAGGGACUUGGCUGACCUCAAGUCGUCUUUGGUGAAUGAAUCGGAGAUAAAUCAGAACUCAAACGCAGCGGUGGUCAGGCGGGGACACCACCACCACCACGAUGAGCACAGAGUUUACCCAGAAAAACACAGAGAACAUCUCGAAGAUGUGUCGAAGCAGGAUGGGGGGAUGUACAAGGCACCGGCAUACUCCGGUUAUCCAUUCCUGAUGCUGACAGACCCAUACCUCCCAGGCGGAUCAGUGUCACCAUCUUCCAACAAAGUGUCUGUGGUCCAGCAGUCUCACGGGAUGACUCCUCAUGGGAUGCUGCUGCAGUACCCCAGUUCUGACCACUUCAACCCUAGCCCUGCACACCUGCCUACGGACAUGAGCCAGAAACCAGGCGUCCACAGGCACCAGUCCCAGGAUCUGUCCAGCUUCUACUCACUUGCCCCUGGGGGCGUGAGCCAGAUCUCCCCCUCCAUGAACUGGCAGCCUCAGCCUGUGUACCCGCUGUCCUCAUGUGGGUUCAGGCAGUCUUACUCCUCCAGCCUCCCCAGCAGCUCCUCCUACCCCAGGUUCUCUCAUUCUCUGAUGCUGGGACCCUCCGGUAUGCACCCCACAGGCAUCCCACACCCUGCAAUAGUGCCCCCUUCAGGCAAACAGGAACAUGACCAGUACGACAGAAAUAUGUAUGCCAAACCCCACCCAGAGCCCAAGAGAGAGAAGGAGCCCAAGAAGCCGGUGAUCAAAAAGCCGCUGAACGCUUUCAUGCUCUACAUGAAGGAGAUGAGGGCCAAGGUGAUCGCCGAGUGCACCCUGAAGGAGAGCGCCGCCAUCAAUCAGAUCCUGGGGAGACGGUGGCAUGCCCUGACCCGUGAGGAGCAGGCCAAGUACUACGAGCUGGCCAGGAAGGAGCGACAGCUGCACAUGCAGCUCUACCCCAGCUGGUCCGCCCGGGACAACUACGAUGCAGGCCUUAGAGGGGCCGGGGAGGAAAAGAGAAAAGCUGAUGGGGGAAAGAAGAAGAGGAGAAAACGGGAGAAGCAGCAGCAACAAGACCCCACCACAGACCCCGGCUCUCCUAAGAAAUGCAGAGCUCGCUUCGGCCUCAACCAACAAACGGAAUGGUGUGGUCCCUGCAGGAGGAAAAAGAAGUGCAUUCGCUACCUUCAAGGAGGACGGUGCGUCAGCCCCCAUUCUUCCGAUGGAAGUGCUAUAGACUCGCCCUCCUCCCCUGUGUACCCCUUCCAGCAGCCGCACUCCCCCAACCCCACCCCUCCACGCCCCCCCUCGCCUGCCUCCCCGUCCAGCGGCUCACCACCCAGCAAACGACGCCACCCCCUCCACCCCCACCCCAAACUACACGGACUGUCUAUUCAAACUUUAACCAGGCAACACAAGUUUCCGCCCCAAUAGUCCUGAGCCCCCCCCCCCCCCCCCCUCCCUUACCCCCCACCCACACUAAGCACCCAUGCCUCAAAAUUGCCCACGCUACAGCUGCCGCCACCUCCCCCCCCCUCCUCCCCCAACCCAAACCAAGGGGGGAAAGAUCAAGCUGCACCCUAAUGCAAACCACUCAUACCUGGAAAUGGCGAGGUCGCAAACCACCAGAGUGGCCACAUCACAGAUGCGUGUCAAGGAGGACCCAAUUAUACUCUGCGGUUAAGCCCGGGUUUCAAAUGACUUGCCAAUGUUUUGGCUGAUCGACCACUUCAUGGUGCUGUGAUGUUUCUUUUUUUUCUUUUUGUUUUUAAAGGAGUUUUAUCAUGUUUCUAUUUGCUGCACCACUCUCAAAAUCAUGUUUGAUACUAAAAGGAUUUACCGUCCAAAUUCUACUCCAGACCAGCAUCCAGAACAGCUCUUCCAAAACUGGAGUGCUAAAGUGGUAUAAACUCUAGCGCUUAAGAGAUUAGCAUAACAGCUGUGUUGGGAAUUACAAGUGAAAAUUGUUUCAACUUCAAAUGGCAUGAUUUAUAUUUUCAACAGUCAAACUGUUAAUGCUUUACCAUUCUCAUGUCUUCAGUUACUUCAUGUUCUCAAUGGAGGUCAGACUUCCAGUUCACAAAGUGGUUAUGAUCACUGAAGUCUUUUAAAAUGUCAGUAUAUACACUCCAGUAACCCAAAUAAACACAUCUGUACAGCUUCUUGCAGCUUCUACCAGGUUUUCCAUUUAAGGGGUUUAGUAUUUCCUUUUGUCUCAGUAUCUAUGGCACUUUCUCACCGAAUAACUUGCAUUCUGGAUUGGCCAACCAAAGAUUCAGAAAUUUGUGUUGGCAGUCUUAUUUGGUGUCAAGGGAAAGAUUUUUCUCCAGUUCAUAUAAAAAUAUUCUCUGCUCAUCCUCAGACUGCUUACCAUUUAGCUGAACCAUGGUCAGGUCACUGAACAAAAAGGACUUUUCCUUGCCUGGUGCAGUUUACCUUCAUUCCAUUUCCGUGUUUAUUAUUUGACCAUUUGUCCGAAUAUGUUCCUCUCUGGCCUGUCAAACUCUUGACUUUUCAGUUGUUGUAAAUCUACGUUUUAUAAAAGUUGGAUCUCUUGAUACAGUAUAUAAGUAAAAAAAAAAGCUUUUAUAUGUUUAAAACUGUUUUUAGUUUUUUUGUCCUACAAGCAAUACAUUUCUAUUUUUUUUGUUUUGUUUUGAAAGUAGUGUUUCUAUGUUUCAGUGUUCUCAGCCUCUUGUUUCUGAAACCGCCAUUUUGAGAUGAUGUCGUUUACCACUGCCACUGUGUGCAUGCACUGCCUUAGUUUACCAAAAAAGACAGCUGACUGACAGACAUAGCUUUACUCCUAAGGUCAUGCUUGCGCACUCACCCUUGGAAAACAGACGGUUGCCAGAUGGAACAGAGAUAAAAGCUGCAGAUAGACUGGAGUAGCUCUUUCCACUGGACCAGCCGUGCUCUCUGAUGCUAAACAACUGUAGGUCCUUUUUUUUUUUAAACACUUCUAUGUCUUGCUUAUGUGUUCAUGAUUUUGUUGGAUGUAUAUUAAAGUAUUUUGAAAAUG
This is a messenger RNA of Alosa sapidissima (American shad), 4751 nucleotides long. It is a transcript of the gene tcf7, whose product is annotated as transcription factor 7. The transcript is spliced from 13 exons. Bases 1652 to 3163 code for a protein of 503 amino acids. Gene Ontology annotation, cellular component: beta-catenin-TCF complex. Lineage: Eukaryota; Metazoa; Chordata; Actinopteri; Clupeiformes; Clupeidae. Gene Ontology annotation, molecular function: RNA polymerase II cis-regulatory region sequence-specific DNA binding; DNA-binding transcription factor activity, RNA polymerase II-specific. Gene Ontology annotation, biological process: regulation of transcription by RNA polymerase II; canonical Wnt signaling pathway. The record is from RefSeq and is a predicted model, not a curated record.